UGGAGUGUAUACAGUAUGUUACGCUGAAAUUAUUAUUUUUUAGCUCGAAUGACUUCCGCAAAUACUUGUAAUACUUCACUCAUUCCAGCACCGAUGAUAUAUCAAAAAAAUACUUAUACUGUGGUGACCAAAACAAAGAAAUUAAAUGUGUUUCUUUUAAUACUGGAGCUACACUAAAGGCUGCUUGACAUGAUGCAAUACAACGUGCAAUGCAAUGCAAGACGCAAUAUUUCUUGAUCAAAAGCAUGCGCAGAUGAAGUUUAUCUGAUUGUUCCAUGCAAGAUCUUGACAUUGUCGGUUUUGUGCCGUUUUUAUUGCAUAUACUUAAGUUAGUUAGUUACUUUUGGCUUAACAGAUCAGCUGACUUUCGUAAAACUUAACUUCGUUAUUUUCAUUGUUAAACUAUGUACAAAAUGUUAGAUAAACUUUGAGGUUAUAAAUUUGUUUACUUUUACUGUUAACAGAGACUUGUAUGCAAUUUCUUGCACGUUGUAUUGCGAGAAAUGCCAUUAAUUAUCGCGAUAAUGGACGUUAAUCGUAGGUGUAGCCACGACUUAACGCGAUAAUUUAAAAACGGCAUUAACAUUGCCGUUUGGCGUUAGGUUAUAGCUCAAGUAGCGUUACAUCAAAGAGAUUAACGCGAUAAUUAAUGCCAUGAAGCGGCCUCACUACGUAUAUAUUUAUGCUUUACAGUCUGUCCACGGUAUAUUUGCAGUGAACUGAAUAACAGUAUAAACUAGAAAGUUUAACAUGGUAAUACCGGUCAUUUUUAUAUUUGAAAGAAUGCGUGCAUCGAGCGCACGCUGGUUCGAGCGCACAGAUUAUAUAGGAGGGUGCAUCGAGCGCACAUUUGCAGGUAUAAAGACUGUAUCUUGAAUCCCUGUAUUUAGCUUGAAAUGUUUAUUACCGUAAAUAAAAGAAGAAAAAUUAAAAAAGAGUUAACAACAGAGUAAUAUUUUUUCAUCAAUGCCAUUAUAGUCAUAAUCAAUCAAAUUAUGACGGGGAUUUUAUAUUUAACUCUUAAUCGAAUUAACUCGACAUACUCUACUCUACAGGAAGCUCUGGGGAUUUUCAACUGCAGAGAUAAUUCGUAGAAAUUCAUAUUAAAAUCAUCCGGUUUUGUGAAAUUCAAAAAGUAGAGGUAUCAGACUUGUUGCUGCAUCCACUAUCUGGAUUUAAAAGGUUAUUUUUUGCCUCUUGGAUAACUCGUUUAUUUUCAAUUUUACACGAAAAAUAGUUUCUACAAAAGUUGUUUAAAAUUAAAUUUCCUACAAUUUUCGUUCUUAUCAAUUUUUUCCUAGGAUCGAUUUUUUUCGAUUUAUACUCGAAAAGAAGGGGUGAAUUUUUGGAUAUUGAAUAACUCGUUUAUUUUCAAUUUUACGCGAAAAAUUGUAACAAACAAAGUUGUUUAAAUUUAUAUUUUCAACAACUUUGAUUCCCAACAAUUUUGCGUAGGAUCGAUAUUUUCGGAUUACUCGAGUGAAUCCUGACUGGAGGCGUAAGUACGCAGGUACUUAAGAACGUGCUUCUCAAAAAUAUAAACUUUAGAAAAAAUCGGGAUCAUAAUUGUAGUAAAUAACAUUUUCAACACAUCCAAUUUACAACGACAACAACAAAAAGACAAACAGAAAAAAUAAUAAUACAACAUUAAUAAUAAAUGCGAUAAUAGAAUACUUAGGUUAAACCCCUCUUUUCGGGUAUAAAUCGAUCCUAGGGAAAAAUUGAUGAAAACGAAAAUUGUAGCAAAUUUAAUUUUGAACAACUUUUGUGAUUACUAUUUUUCGUGUAAAAUUGAGAAUAAACGAGUUAUUCAAGAGACAAAAAAUAACCCUUUAAAUCUAGAUGGUGGAUGCAGCAACAAGUCCCCCCCAACGAAUUCCGAAGGAAAUUUGCUGCUUAAAAUUUUUGUAAAUCUCAGCCCCUCUUUAAAGCCAAUCCGACUGGGCUAUUGUUAUGAAGCAGAUCAGCGUACCCACUCUCUAUUAAAAAAAAAUUGAUUGAAUUGAUAAUGGUAAUCACUAAUUUCAUAACUUUACAAAUUUUUUCCGAAAGUGUUUGUUGAAUGAUAUAAUGGUAAACGAGUAUCUCGUGAUUAAUUUUUUUUUCCCAAAAUAGCAACAAACUCUUUUUUCUACGCCGGUCAUAAUUUUAGCCCCAUCGAUUGAAAUGGACACAAUUUUAAUUGAUCAAAUUGUAAGUUUUUUAUUAAAUGAAAGUGUCAAUGCGACUUCUGUGCCAAGGCCGCACUUGAGGUGCCAAAGAGUUACAUGCGCUACUACUAAACUAGAUAUUAGAUAUAAUGAAACAUGGAAAAAUUAUGGGGAUAUUCAGAGAAACAGAAAUUAGCUCUAAUGACUUAUUAUUGGGAUGGGAAAGCUCCACUUGAACCAAUCCGCAUACCUUAGAAUUGAAGGAGAACACACAGAUAAUGACUUUUAUCCGCCCUAUUUUAUGGAGUCGAAUCUUGGAACUUGACCGAAUAUGUAAGCAAAAAAUUAGAAGGAUUCGAAAAGUCGCUUCAUAGAAUAAUACUCAAGAACUCUUGGACCGUCCUGAUAACAACUGAAGAUGUCCUCAGAAGAAGUAAUGAUAACCAUAAUAAUUCGCAAUUACAUUACUUCGGCCACUUAAUGCGAAACUGCAAGGCAAUAUAUUUGGGAAAAGAGGGCCAGGAAGACAACGAACAUCCGGCUUAUGAAAUUGGUUCAAUAAACUUGAUUGCUUUGCUGUUGAUUGCCCCGAUGAUCCACAAUACCACGGAUUGGUACCACAAGAAGAAGAUAGAUAAGAAAAAAAAACACUACAAAUGAAAAAGAUAUUAGUGAAAGUUACCAGCGACUAUAAGUCAUUAGAAAUUUACUGAAAUUUAGUCUCAAUUCAACUUAUGGUAGAUUUUGUAGACAGAGGUCGUUUCAGAAUAGACAUUGGACAUUGAACUUGUCAAAUUGAGUGAGAGGUCGAAAACACAUUAAUAUCUAUGAGUACUUGAACGUGAUAAUGAAACAGAAGUCACGAAGUGAAGAAAAACUUAAUUAGCUGAUUGUCAUGUUACUCUACUAAAAGAUUAUACAAAUUAGAUCAUUUUACUACAUUUUUUUUUUGGAUUAAUUGUUUCAUGGUACCGUCUUUUUGAAAAGGUUUUCUAUCAGUCGACGUUUUACAUUCUAUUAGAAUACUUCCAUUAUUUCGUUGCUUUAAAAGUCUAUACAUGAUUGCUUUUCCAACUCGAGUCAUAUUUGAACUUAUUAAUUUUCAAAUAAACUAGAGAUAUAGACGGCCAAAGCUCCGGGUGGAUGCAUAUUUUUUGACGUUGUAGUCCACGGUUCGUCGAUAUAUUUUUAAUUCUAUGGCAAUUGUACGGUUACUUUUACCUAGACUAUGGAGAUUUAUAAUUAAUACGCGAGUUUGAACUGAUAGUUUCCUGGUUUUACUCAUUUUAAAACUUACAAGUUUGAGUUUACGAGAACAAAUCUGACACUAUUAAUUUUGGUAUUUAAGACACCGUUUCGAGCUUCGCUUCACAAUAUGAAAGAAAAAUUUUAUAUUUUUAUAUUCAGAAAGUUCAUUAUUUUGAAAUUGGGCAGAAACUUUUGUCCGGUAGUGUAUGUCUAUGCUAUGCCAAAGCGAAACUCCCAGAUUCACCCCGUAUAUUUAUUCGGUUUGUAUAUAAACUGUUGAUUGCUUCUCUGUUAAGAUUUGCUCUUAUUUAAAAAAUAAAUGUACUUUUGAUUAACUUUCUGGAUUUUUACUCUUAGUAAUAAAUAAUAGAAAAAACCUUGAUAUAAUUGUUACGGAAAUCGUAUCAAUUGAAUUAUUUUCAUUUCAAUAAUUUUUGAUAAAUUAACCUUGAUUUGAGAUUUUAACUCUAAAUGUUAAUCAAAAGAUUACAUUCCACAAGUUAAAUCAAAAUGCAGGGACCUUUAUCAGUUUAUAAAGAUUUAUUUUGCAACUUACCGACACAUUGAAAAUAUCUCAACUCAUACCCAAAUAUAUUUCCCAACUUAUAUUUAUAAAUGUCGAUAUCUUCAAGUUGAGGUCGUAAACUUGUCAAAAACCCCUCGUAUAGUUGUAAAUAAAUUAUAUUAUUGUGUACUCUUAAUAAUUCAAGAGACUAACUCUAAAAAAUAAUAAUCCAAAGUUAUUAUAAUGGCAAAAAGUCAGUUUUUUGACAUAUGUCACUAUAAUGUUACCAUUAUUAUAGUAAAAAAUAAGAAAAAUUUAUAUAAAUUUAUCAUAAAAUAUGGAUACAAACAAAGAUAACUGAAUGAAAAAUUAGAUUACAGAAGUGUACUGUAUGAAAUGCAACAUUUUUUUAGUCAUAAUUGACGCUCUGUACAAACUACCCUAGAAAAGUGAGGUUAUGUUUUAGACGUUCGGCGAUGAUUAGCGCGUAAAAAGUAGAAAAUUGGUUAAAUUCGACGUCAAGAGCGCGAUCAUUGUGUGCGUUAUUACAGUUUCUUAACAAGUUGAACCAUCUUUGACAUUUAUGUCUUGGGUUCAAUUCAAAUUAAAAUAGGAAUAGAACUUUUGACAGUGCAAUUAAAAACGACUAUACACACAAAUUGAACGUCAAUGUCAAAAAAAAAAAAAAAAUAUAAAGUUACAGAAACGUUUCCGUGAAAUCAAUAAUUUAAACGGCAAGUCCUUUGUUGUUGUCUUGUGUUUGACCAAGUACGAAUUUUAGCUGUGUAAGAAGACUUAAUAAAUUUACGAAAAUGGCAUCAGGGAUAUUCCAUAGACCAGCAUUAUUUCUGUGAUUAUAAGUUACUUAUAAAGUAACAUUUGACAUGGCCGCUUUACCGCCUCUCAGUUGUUCCCCUCGAGUCAAAGACGAAUUAGUUUAUCCUAUCACUUGUACGGUGGCAACCAAUCUUCUAGCGCCCGUAAAAACUGAAAAGCAAAUUUUGGAAAAUUCAAUGUUAGAAGAUGAUCCCAACGCUAAUUGUGCAGUCUCGGAGGUUCCCAAAGAGAAGACGGGUCCUAGGUGGGGGCCUCAACAUAAAGGGGCUCAAGAGUUGGCCAAUUUGUAUAGUAAAGGUAAAAGGACGCAAGAAUGUAUCUGCGUUGGGAUCUGUCUAACUUUGAUGGUUAUAAAUUUCGCAUUUAUUUGUUACUACAUAAGAUUAGAGAAACUGAGUACCAUUCUUGUAGCCGCUUUUUGCGGUAUAGUAACCGCUGAUUUCGGUUCUGGUUUCGUACACUGGGCGGCAGAUACAUGGGGAUCCAUCGAACUGCCUGUAAUAGGAAAAAAUUUUCUGCGACCAUUCCGUGAACACCAUAUUGAUCCAACAUCCAUUACCCGCCAUGAUUUCAUCGAAACAAACGGUGACAAUUUCAUGGUGACAAUACCAUUCCUGGGCCGUAUGGUGUGGGACUUUCUUACGCUAUCAAAAGAAGAUGUUCAAAAUAAAUUUACGUGGAACUGCUAUAUUUUUCUAUUAGCCAUUUUCGUGGCGAUGACCAAUCAGAUACACAAAUGGUCUCACACGUAUUUCGACUUACCUGGUUGGGUGAUAUUCCUGCAGGAAUACCGUAUCAUACUCCCACGUCGUCAUCACCGUAUCCAUCACGUGGCACCACACGAAACAUACUUUUGCAUAACUACGGGUUGGUUGAAUUGUCCAUUGGAGAAACUCAGGUUCUGGAGUAUACUGGAAAUUAUCAUCGAAACUCUGAUAGGUUAUAAACCUCGAGCUGACGAUAUGAAAUGGGCCCAAAAAAGAACGUGAUAUUUUUCUUUGUUGUUAUAUUAUUUAAUAUUGUUCAUUUUUGUUGAUUCAAAGUUUAAAAUCAAUUAUGCUUGAUGGCAUUUUGAAUGUUUUUCACAAUACUUUCUGAUAAUAAAUAUUUUUUUCAAUUAAUUCCA
Diorhabda carinulata is the source of this 5866-nucleotide messenger RNA. It is a transcript of the gene Kua, whose product is annotated as plasmanylethanolamine desaturase. Bases 4788 to 5729 code for a protein of 313 amino acids. Gene Ontology annotation, molecular function: oxidoreductase activity. The transcript has 6 exons. The record is from RefSeq and is a predicted model, not a curated record. Lineage: Eukaryota; Metazoa; Arthropoda; Insecta; Coleoptera; Chrysomelidae.